Messenger RNA from Musa acuminata subsp. malaccensis (wild Malaysian banana), 2180 nucleotides. NCBI's taxonomy places the organism in Eukaryota, Viridiplantae, Streptophyta, Magnoliopsida, Zingiberales, Musaceae. The record is from RefSeq and is a predicted model, not a curated record.
UCGACGUGUGUGCGACUCCACGCAUGACGUUGCCGCAGAAACUAUGCCGGCGUGUUUCAGCCGUUCGACUUACAGUUUUCCCCACCCUACCCAUCACUUCUAAUACUCAACCUCUGAUCCAGCAGAAAUUUCCCUUCUUUUCGAUCUAGUUUUCCACUUCCCAAUGCCUCGUCGAGCAAGGCAAAUGCAUUCAUAGUUUCGUACGUGGCCUAAUCAUUCCUUCUCUCUCUCUCUCUCUCUCUCUCUCUCUCUCUCACACAUUUAUCAGUAAGUCGAGGAGGAAAACUUGGUUCUUAUCCUUCGUGCCUGACCUCUCCUGGGGAGAAACACCUCUUCUCGUGGCUGUCUCUCUUGAUCUCUUCCAGGGUCAUUCUUCUGCAUGCAUGGAGAUUUCCAACGCUCGCCAUCAGUUUUGCUGAUAGAAGUGGCGAUUCCUACACCUAUAUUUCUUUUGAAUCUUCCCUGUGUGGAGGCCAUCACCUCUUUCAAAGAGAUCUGUUGCUACUGAAGUAAUCAUUUUGCUGGUUUACCUUCUCUUUCAAUUUGGAUGAUCUUUUCUCUUUUUGUGAUAAGAGAUUUUUCCUUGUAUCUUAGGGUUUGCUCAGACAUCCUCCACUACUGAACUAGAAUUCUUCUGGAGAGAGACUUUUUCUCAGUUUCUGAAAGAAACUCUGCAGUAGAAAUUGUUUCCGGCCUUAUCCCUCUUUACUUUCCUAACAUCGGUUCUGCUACAGUUCUCUCUCUCUCUCUCCACCCGCCCCCCCCCCCUUCUCUCUCUUGCAAGUGCUUAUGCUAAUAUCUAGAUUGAUCAUUCUUGUGUUUGAUGAGUUCUUUUUUUGUUUUAGCUAUUUGAUUGGUCAUAUGCAUUUUUUUUCCUUCUCUUUUGCAAGACAUGAUCUGGGUAUCAUUCUAUAUCUUCCAAUUUCGACCUCAAUUUCCAUCUGAUGUUGUGAAUCUUCUAAUGUUCUUCCUCUUCUUCUUCUUGUAAGCCAUCAUCUUCUUUCUUCUUGGAUUUAGCCACUUGUUUUACUUCACAUGCCACUUCCGAUGCUUCUUUUGUAAAGGCUGACAUCCCACUAUAGCCCUUGAAAUUAAAGUUGAAGUACACAAUGUGGGGUUUGGUUCUAAGGACAGUCGUUCAUGACUCCGUUUUCCAAAUGCAUGAUGAAGAAGAAUGGAAGUACAGAGAAGGAUUAAAGAAUUUGAUAGUGAAAGGAAGCAGCUAUAACUCAAAACUAAUGUCACAACCGGUGUGGAUGUUAAUUGCUUCUUCUGUGCAGCCACAGGCAAUGGCUAGCCAUGGAUUGACUCAGCAGCAACAGGAUAGGAAGCUCACGCCUCAUCCGGAGCAAGCCCUGAAGUGCCCCAGGUGUGCCUCCACCAACACCAAGUUCUGUUACUACAACAACUACAGCCUCUCCCAGCCCAGGUACUUCUGCAAGGGUUGCCGGAGGUACUGGACUCAGGGAGGCUCUCUCAGGAAUGUCCCAGUGGGAGGUGGAUGCAGGAAGAACAAGAGAUCCUCCUCUUCCUCUUCCACUUCCCCUUCCUCGAAGAAGUCGCAAGAGCAAGACCUCACCUCUACCCACUCCAACCCACUACUCCCUACCCUCAUCCCCCCACCUCUUUCAUAUGAUCCAACUGACCUCACCUUCUCUUUUACUGGACUUCCAAAGCACCCACUCGCGAAGCAGUUUGGCCUGGAAGACAAUAACCAUGACGCUGACCCAAUGCCAUCUGCUCCAACCCCAACAAAUGGUGGUUUCCUUGACAUCCUGAGAACUGGUUUUGUUGACAUCACAAGCCCAAGCGGCUUGAGCAACAACCUUUACUAUAGCUAUGGAAUCCAUGGCGGUCUGGAGAUGGCAACUGGUGUUAGUAGGGAAGAGGGAGGACUCAGUGGCGCAACAGCAAGUGCAACAACUAGCCAAGGGUCAUGCAAAGCCAUGGAUGGAGGGGAUAACAAGGUGCGGACAGGUCUUCCAUGGCAGGAUGGAAACAUGGAUGCUUCAAAGGAUUGCUGGGAUGGUUUUGGUUCUUCUUUGCAGGGACUAAUCAAUAGCUCUGGGCUGUAAGAGGUGCAAUUAUAGAGGACCAUAUCCUUCUCUCUUUAAACUCUGGAAAUGAUGCAAAAAUCUCUUGUAUGGUCGAUGAGAGAGUAAUGAUCCAAUAAUUAUACA